UACCAACGAUUUAAACAUUCCAACCACGUGAAAGAAGUGAAAACGUACAAGUUCAAGAUUUAAAUUUAUUUCACUUAAAAAUGUUCUAUAUAAUUGGUUUAGGUCUCGGUGAUUGCAAGGAUAUUACCGUUAAAGGACUUGAAAUCGUUAGGAAGUGUUCCCGAGUAUAUUUAGAAGCGUACACAUCGAUUUUAACCUGUGGAACUGAAGCCUUGGAAAAGUUUUAUGGGCGUGAAUUAAUCGUCGCUGAUCGUGAUCUUGUUGAACAAGGCGCAGAUGACAUUCUAGCAGGCUCUGGCACAGAAGAUGUAGCACUGCUUGUAGUUGGAGAUCCAUUUGGUGCUACAACACACACAGAUUUCAUCCUAAGAGCACAAGAAAAAGGCAUUCCCUAUCAAGUUGUACAUAAUGCUUCCAUUAUGAAUGCUGUGGGCUGUUGUGGGUUACAGUUGUACAGCUUUGGUGAGACAAUUUCAAUUCCGUACUGGGAUGACACUUGGCAACCUGAUAGUUUUUAUGAUAAGAUUGUUGCAAAUUAUGAUAGGAAGUUACACACUCUAUGUUUGUUAGACAUUAAGGUGAAAGAACCUACAUUGGAAAGCCUCACAAAAAAGAAAAGGGAAUACAUGCCACCUAGAUUUAUGUCUGUGAAGGAAGCUGCUGUGCAAUUGUUGCAAAUUAUUGAUAGGAAACAGGCAGGGAUUAAAAAGGAUGUGUUUUGUAUUGGUUUGGCUAGAGUAGGUGCUGAGAAUCAACAGAUUGUUGGCUGUAGUUUAGAAAAGAUGAGUGAGGUUGAUUUGGGGGGACCUUUGCAUUCGUUGAUUAUCGCUGGUCCGGAUUUACAUCCAUUGGAGGUGGAAUAUAUUGAGCAAUUUACAAUAUAAAUUGUUUAAAUUUG
Dalotia coriaria is the source of this 898-nucleotide messenger RNA. It is a transcript of the gene Dph5, whose product is annotated as diphthine methyl ester synthase. The transcript is spliced from 2 exons. Gene Ontology annotation, biological process: protein histidyl modification to diphthamide. The coding region runs from base 81 to 884 and encodes 267 amino acids. Gene Ontology annotation, molecular function: diphthine synthase activity. NCBI's taxonomy places the organism in Eukaryota, Metazoa, Arthropoda, Insecta, Coleoptera, Staphylinidae. The record is from RefSeq and is a predicted model, not a curated record.